Molecule: messenger RNA, 426 nt
Organism: Porites lobata
Lineage: Eukaryota; Metazoa; Cnidaria; Anthozoa; Scleractinia; Poritidae
Source: the annotation of a GenBank genome assembly
AUGGAACAGAAUCUAAGGCCACAACGCGCCACUUUUACUGAAUCAGAAAAAAUCAAACUAUCUUCAUCAAACAAAGUUCACAAAUUCACUUCCAUAUCACUGCCACCUGAUGCCAUCUCUUUAAUUAACAAAGGAACUAACUUUAUCCCCACCACCACCACCACACCAAGCAUCGCUUCUCUCCAAAAAACUAUCGAACCUGAAGUCAACGCAGCCCUCCGUUCACUUAUCCGCAAGGAAAACCACAUUACCGAGCUCAAAUCAUCCAACACUUCCAAAUCACUUCUUUGUUUCCAUCCUUACCGCAAGCAGACGCAUCUUCUUCCUUUACUACAUCAAGAACAAUCACGGCCUCACUUCAACCUUCACCUCAUUGACUAUGUUCACUAUACUGUUUCUUUCACUGGAGAACAACAACAACAAUGA